GCCAUCGUGAACACCAUCCUGGCUUUGCUCACCUCAACAGUCACUAGCUUUGGCUUGACGCAGAUCCUGCAGGAUGGCAAGAUUGGAACGCGAGCAGUGCAAAAUGCAACCUUGGCGGGAGGUGUGACCAUUGGUGCCACUGCCAGCAUCGUGGGCCCCUUUGGUGCGGGCGUCUUGGGCAUCAUGGCGGGGGCAUUGUCAACUGUGGCCUUUGCACACUCCAGCAUGUUCAAAUCGGUGGACUCUUGUGGGAUUCACAACCUGCACGGUCUUCCAGGGCUCCUGGGUGGUUUAUUUUCCAUCGUUUCGCCUGUCUUCUACAACGACACGGGCCUUGCCCCUUUCGAGCAGAUGGUUGCCUUGGCCUCCACCUUGAUGAUCGCUUUGCUUUCCGGGGCCUGUUGCGGUGUCGCCAUGAAGGCCAUUGAGCAGCUUCAUGACGAUAAAGAUUUGUGCACAGCUGCAGCCAGCAUUGGGUUGAACCCCACUGAUUUGCGCAUCGAGCCUUACAGUGAUGCGGCUUGGUGGACCGGAGAGGGUGAAGGCCCAGUGAUUCAGCUUUGAGGGUGAACCUGAAAAGCGCUUCCUGACUUCGCAUGGCGAACAAAAACCUCGCCUUCAUUGGAAGUCCUGCUGCAAAGAUGGUUGGACCCAAAUUGAAAGGAAGUAGAUAGGAGCUUGGGAGCAUCAAAGUGCAUGCCCUAAGUAUCGCGCGUUGCCAGCCCCAGUAUCAAAUGUACAGUGUAUCUCAGAUUCUGCAAAGUGGAUCACUGAUGGGCCAAAAAA
This is a messenger RNA of Cladocopium goreaui, 786 nucleotides long. The record is from the annotation of a GenBank genome assembly. Lineage: Eukaryota; Dinophyceae; Suessiales; Symbiodiniaceae.